Messenger RNA from Pezoporus occidentalis (night parrot), 552 nucleotides. RefSeq names its product olfactory receptor 8B3-like. The record is from RefSeq and is a predicted model, not a curated record. Gene Ontology annotation, biological process: G protein-coupled receptor signaling pathway. Gene Ontology annotation, molecular function: odorant binding; G protein-coupled receptor activity; olfactory receptor activity. Lineage: Eukaryota; Metazoa; Chordata; Aves; Psittaciformes; Psittacidae. The transcript has a single exon. Gene Ontology annotation, cellular component: membrane.
AUGGCACAAAGCAAUUGCACCCAAGUGACUGAGUUCAGCCUGGCAGGCUUCACAGAGGACCCGGUGACUCAGCUCAACUUGUUCCUGCUCUUCCUGUUCACCUACCUUGUCACCAUCGUGGGCAACCUGGGCAUCAUCAUCUUAAUCAGGGCCAGCCCCCACCUCCACUCCCCCAUGUAUUAUUUCCUGGGCAACCUGGCCUUUGUAGACCUCUGUUUCUCCAGCAUCAUCAGCCCCAAGAUGUUGGUUGACUUGAUGUCAGAGAAGAAGAGCAUUGCUUAUGCUGGCUGUGUGGCUUAGGUCUUCAUCUAUGAUAUCUUUGGGAUGACUGAGUACUUCCUGCUGGCUUCGAUGGCCUAUGACCGUUACGUGGCCAUUUGCCAUCCCCUGCUGUACCCCCUUGUCAUGUCCCCAAAGUGCUGUUUCCAGAUGGUGACUGGCUCGUACCUUGUGGGGCUGACCAAUGGCUUGGGACAGACCAUCAGCAUUUCCAAGGAACCCCUGUCCCCUGAUCCACACCUUUGCUUUCUAUUCCCCUGUUGGCAGCAAUAG